CACACACAGAGUAUGUGCUUUUCUUUGUCUGAAUGUGAAAAUUGUAAUUACAUAUUGACAUGUGAGCAACUUCUGUUACAGUAUUGUCUUCUUUUAAAAACAUAAACUUCCUUUUGUUUAUAUAUUAUUUUAUUUCUUUGUUUAUAUUUAAAUAUAUUAAUUUAUGUAAAGCCAGAGUUUGAUCUGCUCUGUCACAUUUCCUUUAGGCAAGAUCCUGUCCUUUAAAUGUACUCUAUGUUGAUAAAGCAUGUGAAAGCAGCAGGGAUUUUUCUUUAAAUCAGAUGUAAAGAAUGAACAUAUUACUUCCCUUAAACAUCAAUUUUCAUUAAAACAGUUACAUCUGGAAUAUUUUAUAUCAAGCAGUCUGGACCUUUAAUCUCUUCUUGUACUGAUAUAUAAUUCAUCAGAUCAUGUCAUCAGACAUAGCUAACCCACGUGUAUGAAAUGUGGAGAAAGUCCUAGAGUAUCUUAUGAUCAGAUAUUUAUAGAGAGCUAUUAGUGGAUCUGGACUCUUCAGAGAUCAUUUUUCAAUACAUGAAAAUAUCAGAUUCAGCUUAAUAAUCACUUGUUUAAAGCGUGAGGUCCUGUAUGUUCUUCUCAAAAGCUAAAAAAGUGUUCUUAUGGAUGCGCCGCUUCAGAUGCACAUGUGCCUGUGCACCUGUAGUGCUGCACCCUUAAGGGGACACAUCUUGAAGCAAUCCAGUUACUGCACCUGUACCUAAGUCCUCUGUGUUUCUGGAAAUCCACAAUUAACCUGAAGAUUUAAAAAACUGCCUCCUAUAUAGAACUUUUUUUUCCUCGCUGCUUGUGAUCCAAGUUAUACAGAUGUAAAAUGUCUCAUUCUAAAUAUGUGAAUGAUGAAGACUUUGAUGAUAACAUCCCCACCCAGAAUGUUAUUCAGCAGAGCUUGCAGCAUAUCCAUACAAGUGAGACAGUUACAGAUACUGCAGAGUGUGAUAGAUUCCAGUUUGUUAUGAGCACAGAACAUGGAAAGAUAAUCACAGCAAUACGGGCAGGCCAAGAAGCAGUCUUGCUGAAGUUGAUGAGGCACUGUUCAGCUUUUAAGGAAGCUGAUCAGCGAGGCUGGCUUCCUUUGCAUGAAGCUGCAGCACAAUUAAACAAGAACAUCCUAGAAAUAACUCUGAAGGCUUCAGACCCCAUUGUGUGGGAGCAGACCAGUCUGAAAGGGGAAACUCCUCUCUUUGUAGCAGUAGACAAAUGUUUCUUAGACAAUGUUCACGUUCUCCUGCUCAAUGGCUGCAAUCCUAAUGUUAAGAAUGAAGAAGGAGAUUCUUCUUUAGUUAUAGCAAUUAAACAUGAUUUAUAUGAAAUUGCCUCCCUGCUGAUAAGGUUUGGAGCAAAUGUAAACUUGCAGGGUGUCAAUAAGAGGACAGCUUUACAUGAAGCAGCCAGACUAGGCAGGAAAGAUAUCGUGAACCUUCUGCUUUGCUCUGGAGCAGAUCCUGAUCCCCGCAGUGCAUAUGGGCUCACUCCCCUAGCGCUGGCUGCACAGAUUGGGCAUACAGAAAUUAUGGAAAUUUUACUGCGAAAAGGUGCUGAUGUCCUUUCACAGGCAGCUGAUCGUGCUUCCAUAUUAUUUGAAGCUGUUGGAGGAGGAAAUCCAGAUUCACUCUCUCUUUUACUAGAAUAUGGAGCUGAUGCCAAUGUGCCAAAACACACAGGUCACUUGCCUAUCCACAGAGCUGCCUACAGAGGACACUUUCUAGCUUUAAAGCAGCUAGUUUCAGUUACUGAUUAUGCUGCCAUUAAGGAGAGUGGGAUAAGUCCAGUUCACUCAGCAGCAGCAGGAGCACAUCCUCAGUGCCUCGAGUUUCUCCUCAAAUCUGGGUUUGAUGCCAAUUUCAUGUUGCAUGAGAGGGUUUGCAAAGGCUACGAUGAUCAGAGGAAAUCAGCUUUAUAUUUUGCUGUCUCAAAUGGGGAUGUUUGCUCAACUCAGCUGCUUCUGGAUGCUGGAGCCCUGCCAAAUCAAGACCCCAUUAAGUGCCUCCAGCUAGCCUUGAGAAUGGGCAACUAUGAGCUAAUCAAUCUACUGCUUCAGCAUGGGGCCAAUGUAAAUUACUUCUGCAGAGUGAAUACGACGCAUUUUCCCUCAGCUCUGCAGUAUUCUCUAACAGAUGAAAUCAUGUUAAGAAUGUUGCUGAAUUAUGGGUACGAUGUGUACCGCUGCUUUGAUUGUCUUCAUGGAGACAACAUUCGUUCCCCAUAUGCCUUUGAAGGAUGGACUCCUUCUGUUAUCAAAGACAACAUGUUCUGUGAAGUGAUAACGCUGUUAUGGCUGAAACACGUAGCUGGGAAAGUAGUGCGAGUGAUGCUCGAUUAUGUUGAUCAUGUUAGCAUCUGCUGUAAGCUGAAAGCAGUUCUCAAGGAACAGACACUGUGGCCAGAAAUCAAUUCCAUUUUGAGCCCAGGGCGCCAUCUCAUUUCAUUGACAAUUACAUCAGGUAAGGUACCUGAGAUUUAUUAUAGUCAUUCUGUAGGAUCUAAAUUUGUAUUAUUUGUUUUGUUUCCUGCUGUGACUGGGUGUUUGUGCUACAAUUUUGAGACUUGAGAUACCAAUUCAAUACUAUUUGUCAUCUACUUUGCUAUCUAAAAACCGAUGGCAACCCUAUUCUGGUCAAACUGGUAAGUUGUGGCCAUUUUCCAGGUUGCAGACAAGUUUAAGGAUUAGCGCAGUCAGUUAAUGGGAAUCCCGUAUUACAAAAUCUUCAAAUAGAUGGGAGUCCAACAACAGUUCCUUUUUGGCAAAUAAUUUGUCUCUAGCUUUAGUCGACAUCUAAACUAAAAGAAGGUCAAUCUGUAAUUCAAAGGUAUUUAUCUAGGUUAGAACACAGCCUUCUGAACACAAUCUGUGCAUCUCCCCUACAAUACCAUGUCAGUAGGGUGGAAAUUAACUACCCCAGCAAAAGGAUACUGGCAGAAUAGCCCUCUAACAAGCUAUACAAAUUCUAUGUAGUGUUCAGAUAAGCACACUGAUUAGUAUGAAAGUCCCAACACUAAUGGGAGCCAACAAUCCCAAUUCUCUGAAAUAUCCCUUCAAUAAGAAUAAUGCAAUAAAGCUUCAAGGAAAAUUUUAAAUUGAAUAUCAAGAAAACUUCAAGUUGGUACUGUCUCCCACAUGAAGUGUGGAGGCUGUUACACUUAAUUGGCCAACCCACUUAGCAAUCCUGCACAGAGAGAUAACUAGAUCACCUAAUGAACUAGAAACUGAAAAGACACGAUUUUAUAUGCUUCCCAUGGGUUUUUGGAAAUUUUUACUUGGAUUUUAAGCAGGUAGGGGCAGUAUAUUGUGUGAUGCAAUAAGCAUGAAGUAGGCUGUCACCUGGUCUGCAAGAAGGGGAUGCUGGCGAAAGAAAUAUAAGUGAGCAAAGUUAGCCAGAAAUGUAAGCAGCCAGGUCAAAUUGUGGAGAUAGAAAGUCCAAAACUCCUGAUGCCAUCCAGCCUUUUAUAAGCCUAAGAUCAGAAACAGGGAGAAAAAUCUGCAUAUGCUGCCUUUCGAUCUUCAAGUUGUCAAGAAUAAAUGGGUAGUCUUCUAGAUUGGAGGACAGCUAUUCAUGGG
Messenger RNA from Gopherus flavomarginatus (Mexican gopher tortoise), 3577 nucleotides. RefSeq names its product ankyrin repeat and SOCS box containing 14 (gene ASB14). Gene Ontology annotation, biological process: intracellular signal transduction. The transcript has 11 exons. The record is from RefSeq and is a predicted model, not a curated record. Gene Ontology annotation, cellular component: cytoplasm; nucleus. Gene Ontology annotation, molecular function: protein binding. Lineage: Eukaryota; Metazoa; Chordata; Testudines; Testudinidae. Bases 833 to 2569 code for a protein of 578 amino acids.